UGAUUCUCUCUCUUUGUUUUUCUUUUAUCUAUGGAAUACGUAGGAAGACUGGGUAGUCUAUUGACUUCAGUACAAAGCUUCUAUAAUGAAAUCAACCCUGCCACUUUGUCAGGUGCUAUUGAUAUUGUUGUAGUAGAACAAGAAGAUGGUGACUUGGCAUGUUCACCAUUUCAUGUACGCUUUGGUAAACUGUCUGUGCUUAUGCCUCAAGAAAAAAAAGUACAAAUCAAAAUCAAUGGUCAAGUCGUGCCCUAUGUCAUGAAAGUAGGUGAGGCAGGUGAAGCCUUUUUUGUGUUUGAGACAGAACAUGAAGUACCCGAAGAAUUUCAGACAAGUCCUAUCAUGGAGGCCACAUUGAUAGAGAAACAAGAUGAAGACCCUCCUUAUCUUGAUCUUGGUGAAUCUAAAGAAGAUACAACAAUUGACACCAAGGACACAUUUGAAGACGAAGAGAAACACAGGUUACCAGCUGAACUUCAGUCGCCUAAAAUGAUCAUUGAAGAACAGAUGGACAAAGUUGUCACCAAGAUGGAUGUGUAUGAAGAAGAGAAUCAACCCAAGAACGAUAUCCUGAUUGAAGAAGGUGGGUCUGUGAUUGACCGGAUUAUACCAGAAGCCAUUACUACCACCACCAUUGCCAGAGAAAGGUUUAUUGUGCGACCAGCCCAUGGGGAUAUUUACAGCACCGUCAUGGAUGUUACACAUGCUGUGGUGCAUACAGAACAUCAGGAUUUGGCAAUUGAUACAGAAGGUCAUGGUAAAGGAGAUGAAUCCAUUGUAUUGGAUAUUGCUGGUUACAAGACAGGUAAAAACAAUGGAGAAGAAGAAGACGACGACGACGAUGAUGAUUGGGAAAAAGCGAACCAACUCAAGUUAAAUAAAGAAGAACAAGCAUUGGAACAACAAGUGAUAGAAAAGUUAUUGUUGGACAACCAUAAAGACCAGAUAGUUGAGUCCCCUGUCAGUACACCCAAAGAAGAAGAAGAAGAAGAAGAAGUGGUCAACCAAGAAGAAAAGAGCUUAUGGGGAUGGGGUACACGUAGAAGAGCCACCCAGGAUUCAGAACCCACUUCUCCAAAACCCUCUGCAGAAGACAGUAUCGAACUCAAGUCAGGUGAAACCUACCGUAUCGAAAUGAGUUUAUGUGGAUUCUCGGCCUUUGGUAGAGAUGAAGUCGAAAAUGGACAUGUCUUUGAUCAACAUAUUGUGACCUAUGACAACUUUACCCAUAAUCCCAACAUCCUGAACGACAAACGAUUGGUGUUUCGAUUCAAGAAGCGAUAUUAUGCAGCAGGUCGCACAGGCCCUUUGUUCACUUCUCUAUUGUUGUUCAAGAAACCAUUAGAAGACACAACCGAAGAGAGUUCAGACAGCAGAGAAACCUAUCAGUUUGGUAAAGGAUGGCGACAAUGGCUCAGUCGGUCUUCUGUAGCUGCUCCUGUGAAUGAAGAAAAAGUAGAAAAAGAAAAGACACUGGAUGAAUCGAAAGAGACAACGACUUUCACUACCACUACCACUACCACCUCCGUAGGCUGGUCUGCUGAUCAUGUACACCCAGAAGAAAUGGCUGAUAUUCCUUCAGGUCCUCGUAAAGUGUAUGCCAAGACAUUGCGUCUUACUUCAGAUCAACUCAAGAGCCUGAACCUCAAAAAGGGGAUGAAUACCAUCACUUUCUCUGUCAGUAGUGCUUAUCAAGGCACAGCAACAUGUGCAGCCAAGAUCUUUUACUGGCAUCAUGAUAUUCAGAUUGUCAUUUCAGAUAUUGAUGGUACCAUCACUAAAUCAGACACACUAGGCCAUGUGUUUACCAUGAUUGGCAAGGAUUGGACACAUAUGGGUGUAGCCAAACUCUAUACUGACAUUGCCAACAAUGGCUAUCAUUUCCUCUAUUUGACCAGUAGAGCCAUUGGUCAAGCAGACUAUACAAGAGACUAUCUAAAGAAAGUAGUGCAAGAUAAGUACCAGUUACCUGAUGGACCUGUCAUCAUGUCGCCUGAUAGACUGUUUCGAAGUUUCCAUCGUGAAGUCAUCAUGCGCAAACCAGAAGUGUUCAAGAUGGCCUGUCUGAAAGAUAUCCAGCGCCUGUUUGGUGGUCGAGAUCCGUUUUAUGCAGGCUUUGGUAAUCGUAUUACGGAUGCGCGUUCGUAUCGCUCUGUCAAUGUGCCUACGUCACGUAUUUUUACAAUUGACCCUUAUGGUGAUCUGAAGCUGGAAUUGCUGCUUGGAUUCAAGUCGUCUUAUAUUCACCUGAAUGACUUGGUCGAUCAAAUCUUCCCUCCUAUCAACCGUGUGAUAGAUGAAGAGUUCAAUGACUGGAACUAUUGGAAGGCUCCUGUGGCAGACAUUGAAAUUCCAGAACUCGAUAUCCUUCCUGAACCUUCCUCACCUAAGCCAAAGCCUAUUAAGCCAGAUGUAUCUGCCUUACCUCCAGGAUCCGUGGUUGCCUCUUCAAGUCAUUCGACACGAAGUCUACUUAGAAGUCUGACGUCAAGAUCAGACAGUAGUUCUAGUCUUCAGAAGGCACCAUCAAGCUCAAGUUUAAAGACUAAUCGCAAAAUAUCUAUCUCUAGUAACACAAGUGGUGAUGAAGCACUUGAACAAUCCGUGGAUCCCAAGAUACUGAGUACAAGUCCUACCUCCACAUCCAUCAUGAACAAGAUGCGAUCGACCCUGACACGUACUUUCCUAUCUUCCAGUGAACACAAGCCUGAUGAAAUACAAAAAUCCGAUGCUCAAAAGCCCCAUGAAUUAGAUGAGCAAGCAUCCAAGCACAUUCAAGAAGAUGUAGAUUCAUUAUUAGACAAUGAUCUUGACAUGGAUGACAUUCCAUUUAUUUAAUAUAUAAUAAAACUUAUUGUUUUUGCUUCCAUGCGAGAUAGUCUAAUGAAUGGACUGGUUUUGUAUCAGGCAUUUUAUUCAAUGGAGGUCCUGCAAACCAAAGAAUAGGUCCAUCAUGGUGUCGUUUAAGACGUUCAUCAAGCUUUAACUCUUCUUCUUUUUUAUCUGGUGAUGAAAGAGAGGGUUGAUGUAUUGUUUGAAAAGGUAAUGAAGUACCAUAAGAAGGAUGUUGUUGUGCCAUGAAUAAAAAUAAAAAUAAAAAA
Messenger RNA from Gilbertella persicaria, 3101 nucleotides. Its product is annotated as Lipin/Ned1/Smp2-domain-containing protein. The record is from RefSeq and is a predicted model, not a curated record. NCBI's taxonomy places the organism in Eukaryota, Fungi, Mucoromycota, Mucoromycetes, Mucorales, Choanephoraceae. Gene Ontology annotation, molecular function: phosphatidate phosphatase activity. Gene Ontology annotation, cellular component: nucleus. Bases 31 to 2838 code for a protein of 935 amino acids. Gene Ontology annotation, biological process: fatty acid catabolic process; triglyceride biosynthetic process. The transcript has 4 exons.